Molecule: messenger RNA, 15435 nt
Organism: Plasmodium gallinaceum
Lineage: Eukaryota; Apicomplexa; Aconoidasida; Haemosporida; Plasmodiidae
Product: dynein heavy chain, putative
Exons: 2
Coding region: 1-15435 (5144 amino acids)
Biological process (GO): microtubule-based movement
Cellular component (GO): axoneme; dynein complex
Molecular function (GO): dynein light intermediate chain binding; minus-end-directed microtubule motor activity; ATP hydrolysis activity
Source: RefSeq, a predicted model, not a curated record
AUGACAAAAUUUUCUGAAGAUCAUUAUGAUACUUUGAAUUUAACAGAGCUAAAAAGUAAUAUUCAAGAGAAAAGUAUAAUAGGUUACAGUGUUAAUUUUACAGCAGGUGGCUUAUUAUUUUUUGGAGGAUUUAAAAUAGAUGUUCAACAAAACAAUGGAUAUAUUUGCAAUGAUGCUUAUUUAAUUCACAUAAAAAAAGAAAAAGCAGAAUAUGAAAGUAUUACAAGUAAAAUAAAACCCAAUUUGAGAUGUUAUCAUAAUUCUUGUACUUUAUUAGAAAAUUAUGUAAUAAUUUUUGGAGGAUUAAAUAGCGAAACUCCUUUUAUUGCUUUAAAUGAUUUGUGGAUAUUUAAUAGUUUAAAUAAAACUUUUGUUGAAAUAAAAUCCAAUUGUACAGAAAAAAAUGAAAAGACACAAAUAGAAAAUUAUGAAUCGUAUGAAAAUGGGAAAUCAUAUGAAGUGGGUAAUAGUGAUGAUAAUAAAGAUGAUGAAGAUGAUAAUGAUGAUGGAAUUUUAGAUAAUGCAUAUAUUAAACACUUAAAAAAUUUAAAAUAUCAUAAAAAUGAAGAAUUGUGUGUAAAUAAUAUUCCUUCUCCACGUUAUUUUUCAAGCUUAGAUUUAUAUAUAGUUAAAAAAACUAAUAUGGAUGAAAAAAAAGAAUUUGAAAAAGAUGAGAUAAAAAUAAAAAAUAAUAAAAUAAUAGUAAAUAAUAUAGAUAAUUAUGAAUAUUUUAGUCUAAUUGUAUUUGGUGGAUAUGGUGGUUAUGGUUAUGAUAGAAAUAGUUACAAUGAUUUAUAUGAAUACAAUAUUUUGAACAAUGAAUGGACAUUGCGACCUUGCAAAGGAAGCAAUCCUUCAAAAAGAUAUGGGCAUAUUUCAUUUAUAAAUGGAAAUAACUUAUUUAUAUUAGGAGGUACAAAUGCUGAAAUCAGUUUUAAUGAUAUGUAUUCAUGUGAUUUAAAGAAAAAUGAAUGGUCUGAAGUUGAUUUUUCUUAUUCAUUUAAUGUUGCAAAAGUGUUUUGUAGGAGUGUAUUAGUUGAAUCUAUAGAUAGAAAUAUAAUUUUUAUAUUUGGUGGUUGUAAUAUAAUUAGUGAUGAAAAAGGAAAUAGAAAAAUAGAAUAUAAUAACAUUAAAUUAAAUAUGUUAAAGUUAUAUGAUAAUUUUAAAUUAGAAGAAUUAAAAUACAGUUUAAUUAAAAGAAAAGAAAAUAUAAAGAAUAAUUGUGACUAUAACUCUAAAAGUGGUAGUGAUAUGAAUUACUUAAGGGAAGAAGAGGAAAAAAAAAAAAAUGAUAAAAGCGAUACUUAUGAAGAUAGUAUGUCAACCAAUAUAAUAUUUUCUUCUAUUAGUUAUGAUUUUAUUGAUUCUAAUUUAAUUAUUACAGAUUCUAAGAAAAAAAUAUAUGUAAUGAAUAUAAGUAAAAUCAUAGGACCAAAAUAUGCAAUUUUUAAUUUAUCACCAAAAUAUUGUGACAUAAAUGGAAAUAAAAAAAUUUUAUUAAAAGGGAAGGGAUUCACAAAUGAAGGAAGAAUAAUUGUAAAAUACAAAUCAGAAAAUGUCAAUUUAUAUAGUGAUGGAAUUUAUAUAAAUGAAAAUAAUAUAUAUACUGUUGCACCUAAUGCGAAGAAUAAGAUAACAAACAAAAUUUGUGAAGUUCAACUAUCUAUCAAUGAUAAAUGCUAUACAACCAACAAUUGCAUAUUAGAAUAUUAUUAUAAUAUUGAUCCAAAAAAUACUUUAGUUUUUGGUACUGGAUUAUUGGAACCUGUAUGUUUAAAAGAAAAUAAUUUUUUUUUUCUAAUAGCUAGAAAUAGUUUAAAUGAAAAUAAAAAAAUAGGAGGAGAUAAGUUUCAAAUAAGUAUUGUAUAUGAGGAUAAAAAUGAAAAGCAUAAUUUAAAAUACCUAGUUUAUGAUAUAAAUAAUGGAUUUUAUAUAGUGAAAUAUUUUCCUUUUUCUAUUCAAACAGAAAUAAAUGAAAAUGAAUCAAAUAUAAUAAAAAAUGAGGCAAAUAUAAAUGAAAAUGAUUCAGAAUUAGAUAAAAAUGAUACAAAAUCAAACAAACAUACGGAACAAAACAGUAACACAGAUACUUUUACUAACAGUCCUCUUGAAAAUAAACUAAAAUCAAAUGUAAUAUUUAAUAAAAGUGAUAAUGAAAUUAAAAAUUUUAAUAUAAAUAAUAAUAAUGAAUUACAUUUCAAUGGAAUUUUACGAAUAACAAUAAAAUUAAAUGGAGAAAAUGUUCAAAAUAGUCCAUUUAUUUUAAAAGUGGAAAAUAAAGAACAAGAUAAAAUAAAAUAUGUAAAAAAAUUUGUUAAUGAUAGGCUAGAAGAUUUAAUAAAAAAAGGAGAACAAUUAUUUGAUCUAAUAAAAAAUAAAAAUAUGAAUACUAACAAUUUAAUUGAAUUAAAUAAAAAUAUUGACCAUUUUUUAAACAAAUUUUCUAAAUCUAUACAUGAUAUAAACAUAAUAGAACAAUAUAUACAUUAUGGGGUUAUUCAUAUUGAGGAAAUGGAAAAAAUUAUAGAUGAGUUACAUAGAGAAGAAAAUGUUGUAAAUGCCUAUUUAGAAGAUGAAUCUUCCAUCGAUAAUGAAAUUAAUAAUUUAAUAAAUAAUGAAAAGAAUAAAAAUAGUUUGAUUAAAACUACUAAUAAUAAUAAUAUAAUAGAACAUGAAUACGAAUAUAAUGAUAAUAAAAAUAUAUGCCAUGAAAAAGGAAUUGAGAAAAAAGAUAUAAAAAAAAACACAGACAAUAAUAUACAUUUAUCAGAAAAAAGUAAGUUAAUUAGUAAUUAUUUAAAGGUUAAAGAUAAUAAAAAUAUUCUUGAUUUUAUAAAUGAAAAUAAAUUAAAAUUUAUGGACUAUAUUGAUUUAAAUUUAAUGAAAAAAUUAAAAAAUUAUAUUAAUCUUUUAAAUAAUGAAGAAUUAAACUUAAGAAAUAAAAAAGAUAUUAAAAAAAACGAUAUUUUAAAAACGAAAAUAUCAGAAAAUAAAAAAAAUAGUAAUGAAAGGGAAUUGCAUACAGAAUAUGAAUAUUUUACAGAAAAAGGAGAAAAAAAAAAUGAGGCUAUUAAGAAUUUACUAAUUUUUUAUGAUAAAUUAAAAUCUGUUUGUAUAUGUAAAAAGGAAAAGGAAUUAAAGGAAGAGUUUAUAAAAGAAGAAAAAGAAAGUAUUAAAAAACUAAAACUAAAUUAUAAUAAAUUUAUUAACAUUAAAAAAAAUUUAGAAAUAUCAAGCGUUUAUACACAUAACAAUGGAUACGAAUUAUCCUUAAAGGAGCUAGAGACAACAAAAAAGUAUUUAGCAGAAAUAAAAGAAGAAGUAACAAAAAUAAAACAAAUAUCAGAUAAUAUAAUAAGAAUAGACAAUGUAGAAGAAUUAAGCAAGGAAAUAGAAAAUUUGAAUAAUGAAAUAAAUGAAAUAGAAAAACUUUGGAUUUUUAUUAAAAAAAAAGAAGAAAUUUUAAAUAAAUUUUUUUUUUGUUCUUUUAAAGAUUUAGAUGUAGAAGAUUUUGAUAUACAAGUUAAAAAAUUGCAAAAUAAUUUCAAAAAAAUAAAAGUGGAUAGAAAACAUAACAUAUGUAAAGAGGAAACUUUAAAAUUAAAAGAAAUAAUCAAAUUUAUUUCAGUCUUAAGUGAAAUAAAAAAACCUUUUAUCAAGGAAAGACAUAUAAAAGAAAUAGAAUACAAUAUAAAUGAAGAAAAAGAAAAAAGUAAAGAAGAAAAGAUUAGUAUUAUAAUUGAUGAUAAUACCCUUGCUAUAUAUUUUUAUAAAUUAAAUGUAAUGAAGUAUCAUGAUACAAUUGAGGAAGUAAUAAUAAAAGCAUAUAAUGAAAAAGUAAUAGAAGAAACAUUAAAUAAAUUUGAGGAGUACUGGGACAAAAUAUAUUUUAAAAAUAAAAACUAUAAAAAUGAUAUUACAUUAACUUACAUAGAUGAUGUUUGCAUAGAUACAAUAGAAGAACAUCAGGUAACUUUACAGAAUUGUUUUUCUUCAAAAUAUUUUCUCUUCUUUUCAACAGAAUUAAAUUUAUGGCAGAAAAAAAUAUCAAAUAUAUAUGAAGUAAUACAACUAUUAAAAGAUAUAGAAAAAUUGUGGAUAUAUUUACAAAAUAUGUAUAUUUAUUCAGAGGAAGUAAAAAAAGAGUUACCAUCGUAUUCUAAAUUUUUCUUAACAAUAAACGAUGAAUAUUUAGAAAUGUUAGAACAGAUAAAUAAUAAUAAUAUUAAAGUGAUCGACUUCUCUAAUGAGGAUGGGAUAAUAGAAAAAUUAGAGGAUUUAAAGGCAAAAUUAUGUAAAAGUGAAAAACCUUUAAAUGAAUAUUUAGACUCCAAGAGAAAAUCUUUUCCAAGAUUUUUCUUUAUAUCUUCAACAGAUUUAAUAGACAUUCUGUCUAAUGGUAAUAAUUUUAAACUUGUUAAUACUCAUGCUCAAAAAAUAUUUUUAUCAAUAAGGAAAUUUGUUACAAAAAAUGAAAAAUUAAGUGAAAAUGAAAUAGAGAAUGAAGUAAAACUUGAAAUUAAUGAAAACACUUUUGAAAAUCAAAAUAAUAUUAAAAAUGAAAGCAUAUCACAAAUAGAAGAAAAAACAUUUUCUUUUAACCAAAAAGAUAAUGAAUCAUUAAAAAAUAAUGUCCAUAUGGAGAAAAUAAACAUGAACAGUUCAGGAGAAGAUGAAGAAAUUAUUACAAAAUUAAUUUCUUCUUAUGGAGAAGAAAUUUGUAAUUUUCAUGAAGAACUCACUUUAAGGGGUAAGGUAGAGUGCUAUUUAAAUGAUAUAAUAGUUCAUAUUAAGCAUACAUUAAAAUAUUAUAUCACCAAUUUAUUUAAAUUGAAGUAUUUAUAUAAUGAUAAAAAAGACAAAUGGAUUGAUGAAAAUUAUUUGUCGCAAGUGUUCAUUUUGUGUAAUACCAUAUUUUUUGUAAAUGAUGUUGAAAAUAUAUUAAGCAAAAAAGACGUUAAUGUACAAGAAGAGUUAAAAAAAUAUUAUAAAAACCAUAUUCUUCAGCUAGAAAAUGUUAUAAAAAAGGUUCAGAAGAAAUUGACUAUAAAAAAUAGGAUAAAAAUAAUGUGUAUAAUAACUUUGGAUACAUACUACAGAGAUGUAUUAGAAAUUAUUUUAAAAAAUAAAAAUAACAUAUCUAUAAAUAUGUUUGAUUGGCAAUCUCAAAUUAGAAUGUAUCCAUUUUUUAAAGACAAAAAUUAUACUAGUAAUGAUAACGUACAUGAAAAUGAAAUUCAAAAUAAGGGGGAUAAUAAUGAAAAAGAAAAAGAUGAAUCUAUGGAAGAAAGAGAAAAUAAAAUUAAAGCUGAAAGUGAACAAAAUAAUAUGUAUGAUGAAAUAUACAAAAGUAAUACUUUAGAUUUUAAACAGUUAUAUAUAAAAAUAAGAAUUAUGGAUUGUUCUUUCAACUAUUCUUAUGACUAUAUAGGUAAUUACCAAAGGUUAGUGAUUACCCCUUUAACUAGCCGCAUAUAUAUAACAGCAACCCAAGCAUUAAGUUUAUAUAUGGGUUGUGCCCCUGCUGGACCUGCGGGAACAGGAAAAACAGAAACAACAAAAGAUUUAUCUAGUUUUUUUGGAAAAAAUUGUUAUGUAUUUAAUUGUUCAGAUCAAUUAGAUUAUAAAAGUAUGGGUAAUAUAUUUAAAGGCAUCGGAAGCACUGGAUGUUGGUGUUGUUUUGAUGAAUUCAACAGAUUAAUUCCUGAAGUUUUAUCUGUUUGUUCUAUUCAAUUUAAGUCUAUAUUAGAUUGCAAACGUAAUAAUAACAAUGUUUGUAUAAUAGGUUCUGAUGAAAUUAUAGUUAAAAAAAAUUGUGCAGUUUUUAUUACUAUGAACCCUGAUUAUUUGGGGAGAUCAAAAUUACCUGAGAGUCUUAAAAUAUUAUUUAGACCUAUUACUGUAAUUAUUCCUGAUUUUAACAAAAUUUGUGAAAACAUGUUAAUGGCUGAAGGAUAUGUAGAUGCAAAAUAUCUUUCCAUUAAAUUUACGACUUUUUUUGAACUUGCUCAGAGUUUGUUAAAAGAAAAACAUUGUGAUUGGGGAUUAAGAAGUAUUAAAAGUGUUUUAACAAAGGCAGGAUUCUUAAAGAGAACUUAUCCAGAUGUUGAUGAAAAUAAAUUACUAUAUUCAGCUAUACGUGAUAUUAAUAUAGCAAAAAUAUCUUCUUCUAAUUGUCCUAUAUUUUCAGGGUUGUUGGAUGAUAUAUUUUUUUCAAAGCAGAAUAUAAUAAAUAAACAAAAUGAUAAUGAAAUAAGUUCAGAUAUAAAAAAAAAUUUAAGUAAUGAAAAUGAUAACAUAAAAAAAGAUGAAAAUUAUAUAGAAAAAUGUAAAAUGGAAAAUAACGAAGAUGAUGAAAUAGAAGAAAAUGUAAGUAAUGAAAAAAAAAAAAGUGAUACUAAUCAAAUAAAUAGUAAUAUAAAUAAUAAAAUAUCUAAUUCUAGUGAACAGAAAGAAUUUUUUAAUCAAAGUAUAAUUGAAAAUGAAUUAAUGGAAAUUUGUAAGAAAAAUCAUUUAUUUGGUUUAAAUUAUUUUGUUAAAAAAAUUAUACAAUUAAAUGACAUUAUUAAUAUACGACAUUGUGUAUUUAUAAUGGGAGAAGCAGGUUGUGGAAAAACUACUUUAUUUAAUAUGUUAAUGGAAUAUCAAAAAAAGCAAAAUUUAAAAACAGUAAGUAUUAGAAUUAAUCCUAAAUCUAUAAGCAUUGAUGAUUUAUAUGGUAAUGUUCAUAUAAAAACAAGGGAAUGGAAAGAUGGAGUUUUUUCAAAAUACAUGCGAAAUUAUUCAAAAAGAGACGAUUGUGAUAAAGCUUAUAUAAUUUUUGAUGGAAAUUUAGAUUCUCAUUGGAUAGAAAAUAUGAAUUCAGUCAUGGAUGAUAACAAGGUAUUAACCUUAUCAUCUAACGAGAGAAUUUUAUUAAAAAAUCAUAUGAAUUUGGUUUUUGAAUUUAGUGAUUUAAUGUUUGCUACACCUGCCACUAUUUCCAGAGCCGGUUUAGUUUAUUUUUCUGUUGAUCCUAAUGAUUUGUGGAAAAAUUAUUUUUUAUCAUGGAUUGAUAAGCAUGAUAAUUUUAAUAGUAGUAUUAAAAAGAUAUUUGAAAAAUUAAUGUACAAAUAUGUUGAACCUACAUUUUCUUAUCUGAAUACUUUGCAAACAUCUAUUAAAAUAUCUCCAAUGUCACACAUUCAAUCAUUGGCUGCCUUAUUAGAUAUAUUAUUAGUUGAUAAUAAUUACGAAAGUGUUGAGCAUUAUUUUAUUUAUUCUGUUAUAUGGUGUUUUGGUAGUUUUUUAGGAGAAAAAGAUAAUGUAAAUUACAAAAAAUGCUUUGAUAAAUACUGGAAAAAUACUUUUAAAAGUAUUAAAGUUAAUAGAAAAAUUAGUGUUUUUGAUUUUUAUGUUGAAAAUAAUAAAUUUAAGGAAUGGAAUGAAAGAGAAAUAGUUAAUCAAAUUAACCAAAAUUCUUUAUUAAAAAAUGAUAUAUUUAUUGAAACAGUAGAAAGCUGUUCUUAUAAAUAUAUAAGUAAACUAUUUUUAAAGUCAAAUAUGCCUAUUUUAUUUAUUGGUAAGACAGGAGUAGGAAAAACUCAUUUAUGUAAGAAAAUAUUAAAUGAAGAUAAAGAUGGAUAUAAAAGUUUUUACAUGAUUUUUAAUUAUUAUACAACAUCAAAAAAUGUACAAUCCUUAAUGCAAAGUUGUUUAGAAAAAAAAUCAGGAAAACAAUUCAGUCCUCCAUAUCAACAGAAAUUGAUUUACUUUAUUGAUGAUAUUAACAUGCCUAAAUGUGAUGAUUAUAAUACACAAAGUGCUAUUGAAUUAUUAUGUCAAUACAUUGACACUAAUUCUUGGUUUGAUUUAGAAAAAUUAAAUUUAAUAAAAAUUUUGAACACAAAACUUAUUUCUUGUAUGAAUUACAAUAGAGGAAAUUUUACAAUAAAUCCUAGACUUCUCAGACAUUUUUUUAUUUUAAAUAUUAAUUUUCCAGAAAACAAUACUGUGAAUAGUAUUUUUAGUGCUCUUCUGAAAGAUCAUUUUAGCAAUUUUAAACAAGAUGUAUCUGAUUUAAUUCCUUCUAUAUUAAAAUCAACUAUAUCUUUAUAUUACAAUAUUGAAAAGACCUUUAAAAGAACAGCCACAUAUUUUUAUUAUGAAUUUAAUUUAAGAGACAUUCAUAGUAUAGUUAAAGGACUUCUUACGGCAACACCAGUUACAUUUCAAGAUUGUGAUAAGUUAUUAUUUUUAUGGUUACAUGAAUGUGAGAGAGUUUAUUCAGAUAAGUUAAAUAAAAAAGACAAAAAAAAAUACAAGAGUAUCAUUAUUGAUUUAAUAAAAAAAAUGUAUAAUAAGUAUGAAAUUAAUAAGUUUGUUAUGAAAUAUGACAACAGUUUAUUGUUUUCUAAUUUUCAUAAAGGCAAUCAUGACAAAAGUUAUGAUUUAUGUAAAAAUAUAGAGGAAUUAACAUUAUUCUUAACAGAAGAACUAAAUGAGUAUAAUAAUUUCUAUAAUUUAAAUAUUGUUUUAUUCAAUGAUGCCAUAAGACAUAUUUGUAAAUUAAUAAGAAUAGUAGAUAAUUUAAAAUCACAUGCCUUGUUAUUAGGUAUAGGAGGGUGUGGAAAAACAACAAUUUCUAAAUUUUCAUCUUAUAUAUCUUCCAAAACAUUUUAUGAAAUGGAUUUUUCAGCUCACUGCUCCGAUAAUGAUAUAAAAAAGUAUUUACAAAAUAUAUUUCAUAAAUGUGCUAUGAAAAAUGAAGAUAUUGUUUUAUUUUUAAAGGAGAGUAAAAUUCAUGAUAAUUUUUUUAUUUAUGUUAAUGAAUAUAUAUGUUCUAACAAUAUAAUCGAAUUAUACACAAAAGAAGAAAAGGAUUAUAUAGUACAUAAUAUGAGAAAUAUAGCUAAAUCGGAAGGAAUAGAAGGGACAGAUAAUAAUAUAUUUGACUAUUAUAUCAAAAAGGUAAAUGAUAAUUUACAUUUCAUAUUAUGUUUUUCUCCAACUAGUAAUAAUUUCAGAGAUAAAUCAAACAAUUUUCAAUGUAUUUUAAAUAAUACAAUGAUUGAUAUUUAUGAUAAUUGGGAAGCAGAUUCCUUAAUGUGUGUAGGACAAAAAUAUGUCAAUAAUAUAUAUAUGAAUAUAAAUACUGGAGAUAUAUUACUGGAUGAAGAAUACUUAAAUUUACAAAAUGAAAAUAAGAAUAAACAAAAUUUAAAUGAAAGAAACAUUAAAAGUGAUACAACUGUCCUUAUAAAUGAUAAUAGAAACGAUAAUUUGAACAAAGAACAUAGUAACAUUAAUGAUUUAGGUGAUGAUAAAGGAAAUAUAAUAAAUAGUAAUAAUAAUAAUAAUAAUAAUCAAAUCAAUGAUCACUCUAGUGGAAUAAAUAAUGAAAAUAACAAUGAUGCUCCUAUUACAACAAAUUUAAAUUUAAUAAAUGAAGAAGAAUAUGUUAACUUAAAAGACAUCAUAAUUGAAUAUUUAAAAGAAUGCUAUGAGGAUUUAUUAGAUAUAUCAUCUGAUUAUUAUUCACACGAAAGAUCUCAUAUAUAUAUAACCCCUAAAUUGUAUUUAGAGAGUAUAAAAACAUACCAUAUAAUGUUAUUAAAAAAUAUUACUAAUAUAAAUAAUAAGAUGAAUAUGUUGAAAAAUGGAAUUACAAAAAUGAAUGAAACUAGUUCGAAUGUUGAGAACAUUAAAAAUUGUCUAAAGGAAAAGAAAAAAAUAUCAGAAGAAAAAAAAGAUGCAGCUGAAAAAUAUGCUAUUGAUAUUGGAAAUGAAAAGAUGAUUGUUAAAAAAGAAAGUGAUUUAGCUGAUAUAGAAGAAAAAAACUGUUUAGAAAUACAAAAAAAAGUAUUAAAACAACAAGAAGAUUGUGAGAAUGAUAUUAUUUUAGGUAUACCGUUAGUAGAACAAGCAGAAGAAGCUUUAAACACUUUAAAUAAAAAGAAUAUUCAAGAAUUAAAGACUCUAAAUAAACCUCCACCAGGUGUAGAAGAUAUCACUGCUGCUGUUAUGCAAUUAUUGGCCACAAUUGAUACAACUAUAAAUGUUGAUAAAUUUGGUAAAAUAAAAGAUAGAAGUUGGAAGUCAGCACAAAAAAUGAUGAUUAACCCUGAAAAGUUUAUUUCUUUAUUAAAAGAUUAUAAAAAUAAAAUAGAUGAAAAUUUGGUUCCUGAUUGUAAUUUUAAAUAUGUGGAAAAUUUGAUUAAUUUGCCCCAUUUUAAUAAAAAUGCAAUUCAAAAAAAAUCAAAAGCUGCUGCUGGUUUAGCUGAAUGGGUAUUGAACAUUACAUCAUUUUAUAAGAUUAUACAAAAUAUAUUGCCAAAAAGAAUACUACUAGAUAAUACCAAAAAAAGUCUUGAAGAAGCUAAUGAAAAACUACAAAUAGUGCGUGAAAAGGUUCAAUCUCUUAAAGAAAAGUUAAAUGCUUUAAUAAAUCAAUAUGAUCAUGCUAUUUAUGAAAGAGAUCUCGUAAUUUUAGAAGAAAAAAAACUAAAAACAAAAUUAGAAUUAUCAAUUAGAUUAAUAGAUGCUUUAAGUAGUGAACAAAUAACAUGGUCCAAUCAAUACGAAAAUUUAAAAAAAAAAAAAAAAACUAUUUUAACAGACAUAUUAUUAUCUUCUACAUUUGUAACAUUCUGUGGUGGAUUUACAAAAAAAUAUAGAAAUACAAUUAUGACAAAAUGUGUUGAUACAUUAAAGAAAAAAAACGAAAUUCAAAAUAAUAUUUUUAAUAAUAUGGUGAACAAACUAAAUAAAAAUGAAAAAAACGUUACAUCAAAUAUUUCUAACAAAUAUGGAUAUAUAAACAAUAGUGAAAAUAACAUUAAUAAUGCAAAUAACUCAAAUAACGUAAAUAAUAUAUUAAAUAAUGCUAAUACAGAUAAUGAACUAUAUAAUAGUGAUUUAAUGAAACAAGACAUUAUACAUGAUAUAUUUUUGGUAAAUAAUUUUAAUUUAGAUUUAUUGAUAAAUGAAGAAAUUUUAGCUAAAUUAAGCAAACAAGGAUUAACAUUAAAUUCUGUUUGCAUUGAAAAUAAUAUAAUACUAGAAAAUAGUGAUAAAUUUCCAAUAAUUAUUGAUCCACAAAUGGAAAGUUUAAAAUGGUUAAUUAAUAAUCAAAGAGAAAAAAAUGAGAAAUUAAUUAUCACUGAUAUUAACGAUAAAAUGUUAUUUAAAAAAAUAGAAGAAUGCAUAUCAUUCGGUUAUUCAAUUAUCGUUGAAAAUGCGGAUGAAUGCAUUGAUAAUACAUUAUACAAUGUUAUAUCAAAAAAUAUUAUUAAGAGAAAAAAUAAUUAUUAUAUUAACAUAAAUGAUAAAGAGUUAAUAUUUCAUCCAUCCUUUUAUAUUAUUUUACAUACACAACUGUCUAAUCCUCAUUAUCAGCCUGAAAUACAAUCAGCUUGCUCUUUAAUCAAUUUUACAGUUACACCUGAUGAUUUAGAAGAGCACUUAUUGUCAAUUACAUUAGAAAAUGAAUUUAAUCACUUAUCAAAAAAGAAAAAGAAAUUAUCUUUAUUAAAGUAUGAUUAUAUGUGUCAGUUAUCUUUUCUACAAUCAUCCAUUUUGCAAAAAUUAACUGACGCUAAAGGAGACAUAUUAGAAGAUGUUUCUUUAAUUGAAAAUUUAGAGAAAACUAAAUUAUUGAGUGAAAACAUAGCUAAAAAAAGUGAAAUUGUUAAAAAUACAGAAGUUCAUAUUAACACUAUUAUUAAUUUAUAUAGACCAUUGUCAAAAAGAGGAGUAAUGUAUUUUUUUAUUUUACAAAAAUUAAAAAAUCUUCACUCUUUUUAUUUUUAUUCAUUAGAAAUAUUUUUAAAAAUAUUUAUCAAAUGUUUGAAAGAUUGUUCAGAAAACAAACCUUCAAAUAAUCAUACAAACGUAAAAAAUAAAUAUCUUAAAAAUACAGAUAAGGAUUCCAAUGAAGGAGACUUUUAUAAUAUUAUAGAAGAAAACAAAAAAGAUGAAUAUAUAAAAAAUGAUUCAGAUGGAAAAAAUUAUAAUAAAGAACAAUCCAUUGAAAAAGAGAUGUGUGAAGGAAAUAGUUAUAAAGGAAAAUGUAGUGAAGAAAAAGUUGAGACAGAAUUUGAAGUGGAAAAAGUGCAAGAAUAUACAAGUGAUAAAAAAGUUAAUAAAGAGAAAUUAAAUGAAGAAAUUAUAGAAGAAAAAUUGGGUGAAAAUAUAAGGGAAGAAGAAGAUAGUGAACAAACUAAAGGUCAAAAUGAUAAGGAAAUUAUUGAUAAAGAACAGUUAGAAGAGAAUAUUGAUGAAGAACAAAUUAAAGAAGAGGAAAUUGAUGAAAAACAAAUUGAAGAAGAGAAAAUUGAUGAAAAACAAAAUGAAGAAGAGAAAAUUGAUGAAAAACAAAUUGAAGAAGAGAAAAUUGAUGAAAAACAAAUUGAAGAAGAAAAUAUUAGUGAAAAACAAAUUAAAGAAGAGAUAAAUGAUGAACGAAAUGAAAACGAAAAAAUUGAAGAUAAACAUAUUGAAGAACAAAUUGAUAAAGAAAAGAUUAAUGAUGAGGAAAUUGAUAAAAAUAAAGUAGAUGAAGAAAAAAUUGAAAAAGAUAAAAUAGAUGAAGAAAAAAUUGAAAAAAUAGACUCAGAAAAAGUGAGUAAAGAAAAAAACAAUAUCGAAAUGAUGGAAGAAGAAAAUAUAGAAUCAGAAAAUACAGAUAUGAUCAAAUUAGAAUCAGAAAAAGAAGUUGAAGAAAAAUUAGAUUCAAUAAAAGAAUAUGAGGAAAAUACUAAAGAAAAAAAUGAGGAUUUAGAAAGCGAUGAUUUUGAAAAUGAUGAUUUUAAAAAUGAAGAAAUAAAAAUAGAUAAAAAUGAAGUUGAAAAAAGAGUAAAUGUUUUAAUAGAGUUAUUAAAUGUAAAAAUGUGGAUGUACAUUGAUAAAGGGUUAUUAGAAAGAGAUAAAUUAAUUGUAAAGUGCUUAAUUAUGUUGAAUUUAGAAAAAUUAAAUGAUAAAAUAACCCAAGAAGAAGAAGAAAUAUUUAUAAAUCCUAAAUAUAAAUUAAAUAGUAAUAAAAAUAAAUUAAACGGUAAAAAAGAGAAUGAAAAUAUAGAAAAAAAUUUAAUGAAUAAAUCUUUUAUAAGUGAAGAUUUGUAUGAAGAUUGCAAAAAUUUAGAAAAUUUAAAAGAUUUUGAAAAUUUAACUGAGAGUUUUGAAAGUGAAAGUAUGUCAUGGAAACAGUGGUUUUUAAGUGAAAAAGUUGAAAAUGAGGAAUUACCUCGAAAAUAUAACAACCUAAAAGAUUUUUCCAAAUUGUUAUUAAUUAGAGUAUUACGAAAAGAUAGAUUUUUGGUAUCUUUAAAAAAUUAUAUUAAAAAACACAUCAAAAUGACUAAUGAUGAAAAAAAUACAUACGCUCUUGAAAAUAUAUUAGAGGAAUAUAUUGAUAAUAAAACACCUGUUUUAUUUUUAUUAACUUCUGGUAACGACCCUUCUAAGGAAAUUGAAGAUUAUGUUGAAAAGUUAAAAAAAAAUCAGAAAACUAUUUCGAAUAACGGUAAUAGUGAAAAAAAUAUUAACACUAUUUCCUAUGUUAAUAUAUCAAUGGGUCAAGGUCAAGAAAAUAUUGCAUUAAAAUAUUUAAAAGAAAUAUCAAAAUGUGGAGGAUAUAUAUUUCUACAAAACAUCCAUUUAAUGACCAAAUGGCUAAAGGAAUUUGAAGAAAUUUUGGACAAAAUAUUUUUAGAUGCACAUAAAAAUUUUCGAUUAUUUUUAUCUUCAGCAAUCCCUUCUGAAAAAGAAACACAAUUAUUACCUGAAAAAUUAUUAAAAAAAUGCUUUAGGAUAAAUAACGAAAAAUCCUAUAGUUUAAAAGAUAAUAUAAAAUGCUGUUUGGAUAAGUUUGAAAACAGAGAAUAUGAUGGUAAAUUAAAAACUGUUAUACUAGGCUUAUCUUAUUAUCAUAGUUUGUUAUUGGGGAGAUUUCUUUAUGGAAAAAUUGGAUUUAGUCAAUCUUAUUCUUUUAAUGAUAAUGAUUUAGAAAUUUCAUUUAAUAUAAUAAAAAGGUACUUGAGUAGUUACGAAAGUUUUCCUUUAGCUGAUGUAUUAUUUUUAAUAGGAGAAAUUAUUUAUGGUGGACAUAUAACAGAUAUAUGGGACAGAAGAAUAAAUAAAACUUACAUAAAAAAUAUAUUAAAUGAAAUAUAUAGAAAUAUAAUUACAAUUAAUGAAAAAAAAAGAAAUAGUAUUAAUAAUGAGACAUAUAACAAUAAUACGGAAAAUAUUUCGAAUAAUGAAUUAGAAGAGAAACAGAUUUUAAAAAAUACAAAAAAUAAUAUUUUAUUUGAUGUAUUUAAGUUUCCCGAUUGUAGUAAAUAUAAUAUUUCUCAAUUAAAAAAGUAUAUUGAUGAAAAAUUAAAUAAAGAGCAAACAUAUUUAUUAGGACUUCAUAUAAACGCUGAAAUUGAAUAUAUGAAAAAUGAAUGUUCAAGGAUUUUGCAAAAUUUACAAGAAUUAAGUAAUAAAGAAAUUGCAUCACCUCAAAAUUAUAAGAAUAAAAAAAUUGGAGAAAAUGAUACAGAAGAAGAUGAGGAAGAAAAAAAUUCAGGAAGUAAUAAAAGUACCAAAAUUUUGUAUGACAUAAUAAAUCAUCUAUUAAAUGAGUUACCAGAAAAAAUAAAUAUAAAUGAUUUAAAAAUAGAGGAAGUUCAAACUAAUACGUUUGUUGUAAUAGCAUUAAAAGAAGCAGAAAAAUUUAAUAAAUUGAUUGAAUGCAUUAAUGAUACAUUAAUAGAGAUAAAGUUAGUUUUAGAUGGAAUUCUAAAUAUGAAUGAUAAAAUACAAAACACUAUUAAAUCCUUACUAUUACAUAAUAUACCAGAUAUAUGGAAGAAUUAUUCUUAUCCAUCCAAAAAAAAAUUAAUGCCAUGGUUUGAAAAUUUCAAGUUAAGAAUUCUUUUUAUAAAAGAAUGGAUUUCUAAAAUAAGAAAUCAAAUUUUUUUACCUAGUUCUGUGUGGUUAUCAGCAUUAUUUAAUCCCAUAUCUUUUCUAACAGCAAUAAAACAAAAAUUUGCGCAUGAAAAUAAAGUUCCUAUUGAUAAACUAAAAUUAAAAUGGCAUGUAACCAACAUAACUAAAGUAGAGGAUUUAAAUAAUAAAAAUAACUCUUUAUAUAUACAUGGUUUAUUUUUACAAGGCGCAUCAUGGUUAAUAAAUUCUAAAAAUGAUACUUUUGUAUUUGAUAAAGAUAAUUUAAAAGAAAAUAUUUCUUAUGGAAAUAUAAUAGAAUCAGUACCUAAAAAUAUUUAUUUUCCUAUGCCAUUAGUGUAUGUUUAUUGUAUAACUAAUGAACAAGAUGAAUUAUUGAAAUCAAAUUUAGAAUCACAUUUUUUAAAUACACCAUUGUAUAUAACUUCAGAUAGGGGAAAAAUGGACGAUAUAAAAGAUAAAUGGAUAUUAGCUGGUGUUGCUCUUUUUUUAUCUGAUGAUUAA